Molecule: messenger RNA, 606 nt
Organism: Ceratina calcarata
Lineage: Eukaryota; Metazoa; Arthropoda; Insecta; Hymenoptera; Apidae
Gene: ND-B14.5B
Product: NADH dehydrogenase (ubiquinone) B14.5 B subunit
Exons: 3
Coding region: 157-522 (121 amino acids)
Biological process (GO): mitochondrial electron transport, NADH to ubiquinone
Cellular component (GO): mitochondrial inner membrane; respiratory chain complex I
Source: RefSeq, a predicted model, not a curated record
AAAUAUGUAUAUAGUGCAAUUGCGUGUAAUGUGUAAGUAAGGUAACAGUUAAACUGCCAAAAAUAUAUCAAAAUAUAUGUAGUAAACGUUUCUAUUUGAGAUUGACAACUUAUUUGUAAUAUCAAGGAAUAAUUUAUUGUGAAGCAAACGUCCAAUAUGACGACGGACGAAACAAAUCCUGCCCAGUGGGCUCUCGAUCUUCUCGAACCAACCCGUGUUGAUAGAACAGAUACGAUUUUCAGAUAUUAUUUAAUACCGCUUCUGGCAGCCACUAACGUAGUCGCAGUCCGAGCCAGAAAUGUAUUUAUGAAAUUCCCAGCUAAUCUCAAUCCUCACAUACAAUUGGCUUGUGGUGUGGCUGGUGGUUUGGCUGGAUAUGUAAUGCACUAUGUAAGUGAUGUAUCGCAUGCAAGACAAGAUGCAGUAAUAAGAGAUUAUAUAAUACGCCAUCCAGAACGUUUUCCUCCACCAGAAAAUAGAAAAAUUUCAGAUAUUUUCCAACCAUGGACACCAUUGCGUUAAACAAUUAAACUGCCUUCUUGAGAUAAUGUAAUAAGUAUGUCAGUAGUAAAUAUAAAUAUUAAAAUAAAUAAGUUUAAAAAACAA